Trichomycterus rosablanca is the source of this 1745-nucleotide messenger RNA. It is a transcript of the gene vdac2, whose product is annotated as voltage-dependent anion channel 2. The record is from RefSeq and is a predicted model, not a curated record. Bases 131 to 982 code for a protein of 283 amino acids. The transcript has 9 exons. NCBI's taxonomy places the organism in Eukaryota, Metazoa, Chordata, Actinopteri, Siluriformes, Trichomycteridae. Gene Ontology annotation, molecular function: voltage-gated monoatomic anion channel activity. Gene Ontology annotation, biological process: monoatomic anion transmembrane transport. Gene Ontology annotation, cellular component: mitochondrial outer membrane.
AUAUCUUUGAUGCACAGUCUCCUUCAGUUCGCCCUCCAAUCCGAGCUGUUUACCGCGGCCCUUCAGCGCUGGGGUUAAGUUUAUUACAUUUAUACAAACAAAUCCCUACCUCCAGAUACUAGCAGACAGAAUGGCAGUCCCCCCAGCAUACGCCGAUCUUGGAAAAUCUGCCAAGGACAUCUUCAACAAGGGAUAUGGCUUUGGGCUGGUCAAGCUGGAUGUCAAGACCAAAUCAGCCAGUGGAGUGGAGUUCAAGACUUCAGGUUCAUCCAACACUGACACCAGCAAAGUGGUGGGCAGCCUGGAAACCAAAUACAAGAGGUCAGAGUAUGGCUUGACCUUUACGGAGAAGUGGAACACUGACAACACUUUGGGCACCGAGAUCACCAUUGAAGAUCAGAUUGCAAAGGGGCUAAAGUUGACUUUUGAUACAACUUUUUCACCAAACACUGGCAAGAAAAGUGGAAAAGUCAAGACUGCCUACAAAAGGGAAUAUGUCAACUUGGGCUGUGACGUUGACUUUGACUUUGCUGGCCCAACCAUCCAUGCUGCUGGAGUGGUUGGUUAUGAGGGAUGGCUCGCUGGAUACCAGAUGUCUUUUGACACAGCCAAAUCCAAGAUGACCCAGAACAACUUUGCAGUGGGCUACAAGACCGGUGACUUCCAGCUGCACACCAAUGUUAACGAUGGCACAGAGUUUGGUGGCUCUAUAUACCAAAAAGUGAGUGAUAAGCUUGAGACGGCAGUUAACCUGGCCUGGACUGCAGGCAACAACAGCACACGCUUCGGCAUUGCAGCCAAGUACCAGCUGGACAAGGAUGCCUCCAUUAGUGCCAAAGUGAACAAUACCAGUCUUGUUGGUGUUGGAUACACACAGACUCUGAGACCAGGUGUUAAGCUGACUCUGUCUGCCCUGGUUGAUGGAAAGAGCAUCAAUGCUGGUGGCCAUAAGCUGGGGCUGGGACUGGAGCUGGAGGCCUAAAGUCCUGUUCAUGUUCACAUCAGGGAUGAGGGAAUAUCAGAGGAAUCUGGCCUUAAAUCUUAACCAGCAGGGGAAUUCUGGAUGGGAAGGGAUGUGUUCAAAGACCACAAGAAAAACAACCAUUUUUAGUAACCAUUGCAAUGGUGUCCCCCCUUCUUCCUUGAUGCCUGUUUUUCAUUCAUCUUUGUUUUGCUGCAGUUUGCUUUGUUUCUGAAUCAAGCACUUCCAUGCAAAUAAAUGAAAUUGUCCUCCACUUGCUGCAGUGGGCUUUUAAGCCUGCAUGUUGCAUUUCUUCUUUAGUAGGACAUUUGUGUGGGUUGAGAGUGAGACAUACUUCUGAUUUUACCCUUUUAUAUUAUGUUAUUCUUAGUCGUCUGAACACUACUGCAGUCAUUUAACUCCAUUUGAAAACUUCUACCUGCUUAUAUUUAAGUAUGUAUUAAAUGCACAACCUAUUUUGAUGUCAGGCAGAUAGGUUUGAAAAAUGGUUGUACUUGAAACCUGCCCUUAAACUAAGCAGUUUUUGGGUGGCCUCAAUUGGUGAAAGGCUGAAUGUAAUGGAACUUGUGUAGAAGUUUUCGGCUGGCAUUUUGUUUUCUGCACAGAUGACUAGGAAAACUUAUGAUAAUGCCAAAAUGGUUGUGUUUUGAGUUCAGUACCUAAAGCUUUCAGUUUCUCCAUCCUGACCAUGACUUGCUAAGGUUCUUUUAAAAAACCUUAGAGGUCUUCAUGUGUAUGUUUUCAAUAAAGUCUUUGAACUCCA